This is a messenger RNA of Peromyscus eremicus (cactus mouse), 2583 nucleotides long. It is a transcript of the gene Clhc1, whose product is annotated as clathrin heavy chain linker domain containing 1. Bases 706 to 2463 code for a protein of 585 amino acids. The transcript is spliced from 12 exons. NCBI's taxonomy places the organism in Eukaryota, Metazoa, Chordata, Mammalia, Rodentia, Cricetidae. The record is from RefSeq and is a predicted model, not a curated record.
CGGCUCCCGCACGCCACCCGCCCUACCUCGAGCGUGAUGGUUUUCCCCGUGAGGGUCUUCACGAAAAUCUGCAUCUUGGCGGCGGCCCCACCUGCGUUCGAGAAGAGACGGAUUAGAGCCGACGACAGCGGCAGGGCGACGCAGGGGGCCACAGGCCGGAGCCCGACUGCGGAGCGGGCACUCACCACGGACGGCGGAUCGGAAAGGAAGAGCCGCGCGGGCCAACGGGGCUUCCCGGCCGAAGGACCCGCCCCUUAGGCGUCCACGCACGUGCCUGCGCGCUGCAACCGAACCGCGGCUGACUAACGCAGUGCCAGACUAGCUCGGGCGCUCCAUUUCUCGACGCUCUUCUUCUCAUUUUGGUCCUCCGCGUGUCCUCGAAACGAUGUGUUCAACUUAAAAAUGUUUCAAAAGACAUUCUUAUACAGUCGAUGCGACUAAGAGGGGCUUUCCUUUAAAGGGGGCGUGUUAGCAUGAGAAGAGAGGUAACAAGUCUAUCUGGGAACUGUAGUUUUUCGCUCCUUUCUUCUUGCUAAAACUACUCGUCCCGAGAUGCAGUUCUACACUUCCGGGCUAUCUGGUUACAGUCUCUAAGCUCUGGAUUCAGGGUUAGAGAUUCAGGCUUACUAAAGUUUUUUGGCUUUGUUGCAAAAGAAGGUCAAAGUUUAAUUUUUCUCCGGUGAACAAGCUUACAGAUUAAGAUUUAUGUCAUUCCAAGAAGUAAACAAACAUGCAGUUCUCCCUCCUAUCAUUAGUAGAAGUGACAAGGAGUUUUUGGAAAGCAUGCAAAGAUACAUAACUACAGAAACCGAAAGAGUGGGCUGCAAUGAGGAAGGACCUGCUGAUGAGUAUUACACCAUAUACCGAAAUGUUUUCGAUAAGGUAAUAGACUAUGUCAGUGCAUACAAGUCCAUUCUUACUUCAAUCAAAAAAGAAUAUGAUGCCUUUAUUGAGACAAUAAAGAAAGGCCGAAGAACUGCUUAUUAUCUUCAUGGAAAACUUAAAGUUUUGGCAGCAGAGCCCACAGCGUUGGUAUACCACCAGAGAAGAGCCUUUCAACUUGAAGCAAAAGUGAGAGUUAUUGAAAAUAAUUCCACAGUGAUUCAGUUGCAAAUAGAUGAGAUGAAACAGUUGAGAGCAGAGUAUGACAAGAAAGAAGUGAAGCUCUGUUCUUCUACCAGGCAGCUCUGGAGACCAAUCCCAGGGAUGACUCUUCAAGAAUCUGUCAAUUUGGAUGCUCUCAAUAAAUAUAAGCGGCAUCUUGAAGAUAAAUAUGUAAAACGUAAGCAAGCUAUGUCAACAGAGUAUGUACCAGCACAAAAGAAGGCUGACCUGGAUGAAGAAAUGGUUGUGUUACUAAAACGCCGAGAUAUAGCUGAGAGUCUGAACAAAGACCUGCAGUUUCGCCAUCAGAGACUGCAGGUUAUUUCACACACACUUACUGCAUGGAUGAAGGAUAACUUGAGAAUCCCAUUUGAAGACAUCAUGGAGAAAAUUCAGAAAACCAAUGCAAUCUUCGGUGAUGAAAUCAUUGUUGAUGAACUAUUUGAAGAUGACCCAAGCAAGACAAAAGAAGCUAUAAUUAUGCUUUACUACAUUGAAAAGUUCAAUGAAUUAAUCUCUCUUGGUGAAUAUGAGAAGGCAGCUUGUUUUGCAGCAAACAGUCCAAGAAGAAUUCUUCAAAAUAUUGGUACAAUGAAUAAAUUUAAGGCUAUUGGAAAAAUUAGAGGAAAGCCUCUCCCAUUACUCUUGUUUUUUGAGGCUAUAUUUAGUACGAGUCAUGCUUUUAAACGUCCUAUUAAUGCUGACCUAACCCUGGAGGGAAUCAAAUGUGGAUUGUCUGAAAAACGGCUUGAUUUAGUUACACACUGGGUCACCCAGGAAAAGCUGACAUUUUCUGAGAAGGCUGGGGAUAUUAUUUUUGCUUAUGGGGAGCAGAACACAUACCAGAAGCCCAGCUGUUUGGCUUUAGCUCAGCUCAUCUACAAUGAAUGUGGUCUACACAAGAAAGCUCUUCUUUGCCUGUGUAAACAGGGUCGGAUUCAUGAGGCCAUGGAACAUAUACAACAGUUCAAGGACUUUACUUCUGAUGACCUGAUACAACUAAUAACAGUGUGUCCCCAAAUUGAGUUAAUUAUAUGUCUUACUCAAGAAAGGAAUGGAAAACCACCACUUUUAUCUUUUGGGCUUGCUGUCCUUCAUCUGUUUUCUGUGGAUAUGAAAAAAGUUGGCAUCAAGUUACUCCAGGAAAUCAGUAAAGGUGGGAAAGAUGUAGUAGAACAUCUUCUGAUGACUGAUUCAUUUUGCUCCUUGGAAAAGUGGCAAGAAAUAGCAGAUAUCUGUUUACAGAAUGGCUUUGAAAAUUUGUUUAAUGACAUCAUGUUCAUUCUUCGAUCCCAAGCUGGAGUUUCAGAAAUUUCUGAAGAUGAUUCUAUCAACUUAAUGGAGCAUGUUUUUUGGUAGUUCUAUAUUUUAACCAGCUGAGGGCGCUUGUACAACAUUUUUAGGCAUUGGCUGGGCAAACUGGUUUUAGCAUAGUUAACAAAAAUAAAUGUUGAGUAUGACACUCUCAGCAACAAGUCA